Molecule: messenger RNA, 2160 nt
Organism: Toxoplasma gondii ME49
Lineage: Eukaryota; Apicomplexa; Conoidasida; Eucoccidiorida; Sarcocystidae
Product: cyclin, N-terminal domain-containing protein
Exons: 4
Coding region: 450-1223 (257 amino acids)
Cellular component (GO): plasma membrane
Source: RefSeq, a predicted model, not a curated record
CAGCUCACUUGCUCCCUUUUCCGCCCCCCACCCUCGUGGCACGGCCAAGUAUGGACAGCAAAAGAAAAGACAGACAUGCAGUUGGGAGCCAUCGCAGCACCGGAAAUGUGCGUUAUUUGCUGAAGUAGUCGGGGUGUAAGCAGUUAGAGCAAAACUAAUAUCUUGCUGUUGUUUUUGGCAAUAUAAGGAUGACGCUGUGUUGCUUGUAGACUGAACCUCACUGGUAAAUGGGAGGGCCAUCAGCUCCGGGGAAGUACAAUAGAUUGUUGGUAGGGACGGCAGGUCCCUCAUUCACACUGUCGCUUUUUGGAAUAAUCUUUCUCAAGGGGGUUGUUCCGCCCUCGUUGACGCCUGUGGCUGGAGGCGGCUUCUUUGCUACAUUUUUUGAGUUUUACCCACUUACCGAGACCCGGGACCACCACUGAUAGUGACAUUUUCCGUUACACGGUAUGGCUGAGGAUAGCGUUCCCCCACUCCCUGCCAGCGGGGACAGACUUAGUAUGACCGAUAACAGUAACUGGAUGCUGACCUCUACAGUUUCUCAGCCAAACGUUCAGAAGAUGAUCACUGCAGUCGCGGCCAUACUUCAAGAUCAGAUUUCGGUCGAUAUGGAGAAGCGUGCCGUUGAGGAGAAACCCGAAUGGAGAGUUUUCGAUGAAGACGCGUACUGCGACAGCAACUCCGGCGAGACAGAGAUGAGGGCCUCCAUUGCGAAGCAUCAGGGCGAACCUUGUCCAACUGUUGAGGAGAUUCGAGACUUCAUUGGCGUGCUGUACGAGGCGGCGGAAUACUCUCCAGAAUGCAAUGUCCUUGCCCUCCUCUUCAUAAACCGUCUGAUCGCUUUCUCCGGAAUGCCUCUUCGCGCUUCGAACUGGAGGCCGCUCGUCUUUACAGCUUUAAUAGUCGCUCAGAAAGUGUGGGACGACCAAGUGCUAACGAACGCGUCGUUCGCGUAUCUGUAUCCGUUUUUUACCGUUGAAGAAGUGAACAAAAUGGAGGCAGCGUUUCUUUCAUUGCUCCAUUUUGAGGUCGUCGUCAAGCCGUCAACAUACGCAAAGUACUACUUUGAGCUGCGCUCAAUGCUGCAGGAUCCAACCUCCCAGGAACCAGCCUUACCACCAAUAUCAGCAUGUAUUAAACAACAGCUUGAGGAGAAGUCGGCCCGUUUUCAGCGAGCAGCAUGUAGCAAAUUUACUGACUGGAAGGCCGAGACAAUGUCCUGACCGUUGGAUGGAGAAACAAUCCUCAAGAGUCAAGGAUUUCCUGAAGUUUCUUUCAGCUCCCACGCACGGUCGUUUUGUGCUGGUGGCAGCAAUCAUCGUAACCACACGUAGAAGAGGAGGAAUCCAACUGGCAUAUUAUAACAAUGUGAAAAUUUUGAUAAGUGGAAUUGAUCAUGGACAUGUGAGCUGAUAGAUUUGCAGCAGAAGAUGCAAAACGAGUAAGAUACAGAGGAAAACAUCGGAGGGAUAUGCCGUCACUUAGCAGUAGUGCACUGACUGGUAGAUGUGCGCCUUGUUGAAACGAGCGGCGUCUUCGCCGCUGGAUGUCGUUCGUCUUACGUGAUCUCAGCAUUCAUGAUACAUUUUGUCGACUAAACAACAUGGAUUGCGCAGUGCUUCGGACUCUAUAUGCACGAGGCGUUUUCCAAAACUUUAGCGACGGUGCUGUGGUGGAAGCUUCUCGUGAAAAAGUGUCAUAGAACAUAGUUUAGCUUAUAAGGGCGGCUUUUGCCUGAUGUUAUCAUGCUGUCACACCGACACACGACAGAUUGUCGGCAUUUUACCAAAGGAGUUCUUGUGACUCAUGCCAGCAACCGCAGUGAUGGGGCGAAUUUGGGCACCAGAUUAAUUCUCAUACAGGAACACACCAUUAUACAUACCGAUGGGGUGACGGGACACCCAAAAUUGCAGUAGUGGCGAUCGCUUUACCAUAAGGCUGAAGAUUUAGCACACGCACGGGCACCGUAUUCGCAUUCUUGGCCCAUGUUAACGUCGUUUCAGAGAAAGGCGACAGGGAAGUUUGUCAGCCCGAUCAUGGUUUCACGACAACAGUCUUAUUAUCGAGACAAGCAUCCUGGUGACCGGUGGUCCAGGAGGGACGUGGACGUGGACCGGUCGACGCGAGUGCGAACCUAGCUCGUGACAUCGCACAGGUCAG